This is a messenger RNA of Ambispora leptoticha, 1038 nucleotides long. The record is from the annotation of a GenBank genome assembly. Lineage: Eukaryota; Fungi; Glomeromycota; Glomeromycetes; Archaeosporales; Ambisporaceae.
AUGCCUGGUACCAUUCGUGAAAUUUCGGAAUCUCUCUCAUCUACCAAUGAACCUUCUCAAUUCCCUCAACUUACCGAACAACACAUACUCAAUUGCGCCUUUUCUGCUUGGUAUGACACUUUUCGAAGAGUCACUCUAAAAUCCCAGAUAAUCAAACCAUUGCCAGUUGAGUUUAUCGAAUACCUUCAGGCCGAUAGCGUCUAUCUUCCCGAAUACAAGUUAGAAUCUCUCCCUAGUUUUCCUGAACUUGAAAAUCAAAUAUGGGAUAUAAUUAAUAAAUUUGAUGGAGCGGUAUUUCCAAAGUUGAAUUGGAGUUCGCCUAGGGAUGCCACUUGGAUAGCCGCCACGAAUACUCUAAAAUGUAAUUCGCCAUCAGAUAUCUUUCUCCUACUGAAAGCCUCCGACUUUAUUGCGCAUGAUCUUGAUCACGCUUUCGAUGAUUGUCAGUACGAAAGUGACGAGUCGGUCCGACGAAAACAUCCCGAAUCAUACGAAUUAGUAUUACGAAAAUGGUAUGAUGUCGCAACGUCGAUGGAAUUCCGAUGUUUUGUCAAGAACAACGAAUUGAUAGGAAUUUCACAGCGCGAUGUCAAUUUUUAUCCAUUUCUCCUUGAUAUUAAGGAGGAGCUGCGAUCAAAGAUAACACAAUUCUUCAUUUUAAAUAUUCAACACAAGUUCGCAAAUAAUAAUUAUGUUUUCGAUGUAUACAUCACGCGAAAUCGGGAACGUGUAUGGCUUAUUGAUUUUAAUCCGUUUAGUCACACAACUGAUAGCCUACUCUAUAGCUGGGAUGAAAUAUUAGAAGGCAUGCAAAUUAAUCAAUAUUUUUUUCCCACGACACAACUUGAUAUGCGAUUGAUUAGAACACAAGCUGAAGCCAGCCAAUCCCGAAACCAGCCAUUUUCUGUGAACCGUUAUCCUCGUGAAAUGUUCGAUCUUUCUCAAGGGCAGACCUUAGCUGAGUUUGCCGAGAGAUUUCAGCGCGAACUAGUUUUUGCUGAGACAGAUCAGGAAUCAACGGAAAAUGAGAAUUCUUAA